Messenger RNA from Ylistrum balloti, 1659 nucleotides. RefSeq names its product monocarboxylate transporter 8-like. NCBI's taxonomy places the organism in Eukaryota, Metazoa, Mollusca, Bivalvia, Pectinida, Pectinidae. Gene Ontology annotation, molecular function: monocarboxylic acid transmembrane transporter activity. The record is from RefSeq and is a predicted model, not a curated record. Gene Ontology annotation, biological process: transmembrane transport; monocarboxylic acid transport.
AUGGAACAAGAGGUGAAAGAAGAGGAGGAAGCAGAGGACCCACACAGGCAAACAGACCGAGGAUGGGCAUGGAUGGUAUUGAUAGUGUCCUAUAUUACAAAGGUUUAUGGUGUAGGAUUUCUAUACGACAUGUUGGAAUAUUAUAUCGUAUAUAAGAUGUCGAUGAACACAACAGCCUCGGUUCUGUCAUUUGCCUUAUCGAUACAGACUCUGUCUUUCAGUUUGUUAUCCUUGGUGAUUCUGACUGUUUGUGAUAUCUUGGACGCUAACCGACAGUUUGUGAUGAUCGGCGGCGUACUGGCCUGUGCGAGCUAUUUCAUUAGCAGCUUUGUGGAAACAGCAGAAAUCCUCAUUCUGACCAUUGGUGUCGUAUUUGGAACCGCGGCAUCAUUUGCUCACGGACCGGCCACAGUGAUGUUAGGGAAGUACUUCGACAAAAGACGGGGAAUGGCUAACGCGGUUAUGAACUUCGGCGGAAGUUUCGGCGGCCUCGUCUUGCCUAACCUGUUUCGAUAUCUGUUAGAUGUGUAUGCAUUACAAGGAACUCUGUGGAUCGUAUCUGGCUUGCUGCUCCAUAUCAUGGUCACUGGGGCACUUUUGCGUCCGCUUAAACGUCCCCGAAAGAACAAUAAGUUACUUAAGUUAACCGAUAAGAACAGCGAUAUGACAAAGACGGAAUUCAAUGAGGUUAUCUAUAGACCAGCUCAAAAUAGCAUGGCCUCCAUUGGCCAUUCGUACGACAGAAUGGUCAUAAAACACUCAAAUGGACAGGUCCAGACAUGGAAUGCCCGGAAGAAUCAAAUAUUACAAACAGGGAGACGACGCACGGUAUCGGAUUCCGGAGUUAAUGGUAAUGAGCGCGAUCUCAAAUUCCAUUUCCACAAAAGCGCCGAGUUGGCACAGGGACUCGGAGAUGCUCUAGGCUCCCUCGGUAAUAUUCAUUUAUCUGUAUCAACAGAGGAGGAAGCUGACUUUGAAGACGAGGCGGAUUCCUGUGCUGCAAGAUGUCAUAAACUAACAUGCAAGAAUGUCAUUGGAAACAUUUUAGAUGUACAACUUUUAAAGAACAAACUGUUUUUGAUGAAUUUGAUGUCUUCGAUGUGUUCUGUAUUUGGACUUGCUUUGAUAGUGACAUAUUUACCCCACCACGCUCGCGACGUCGGUAUGAGUGACCAACAGAACACUAAUUUACUUACAAUUAUUGGCUGCACAGAUUUAUUAAACAAGUUUAUACUGGUCUUCAUUGCUGACAAUGAGAAGAUAAAACGUCAUUUCCUGGUGGCAGGCUCCUUAAUUAUAACGGCAGUUGCAACACUGUUGAUACCACAUUGCACGGAAUUCUGGUCUCUGGCUGUGUAUUCGGUGAUAUACGGAACAUUUCACGGGACAUUUUUCGCAAUGCUCGCAGUUUUAGUCGUAGACUUUGUAGGAAUAGAAAAUAUAUCGAAAGGGUUAGCAAUAACAAUGCUUUCUCAUGGAAUAUCAAUUUUUGUCUUCAAUCCUAUCACAGGGGCUAUAAGAGAUAACUUCCAUUCGUACACACCGGCGUUCUAUAUGAUGGGAGGCUUUAUGCUGUUGGGUGGAUGUCUGCUGUUCCUGGAGCCACAAAUACGACGCUAUGACAAAAGACAAAAGAAUGAUAUGCAGACGGCGUUAUAA